Messenger RNA from Crotalus tigris (Tiger rattlesnake), 7838 nucleotides. It is a transcript of the gene NES, whose product is annotated as nestin. NCBI's taxonomy places the organism in Eukaryota, Metazoa, Chordata, Lepidosauria, Squamata, Viperidae. Gene Ontology annotation, cellular component: intermediate filament. The transcript is spliced from 4 exons. The record is from RefSeq and is a predicted model, not a curated record. Gene Ontology annotation, molecular function: CCR5 chemokine receptor binding; intermediate filament binding. Gene Ontology annotation, biological process: positive regulation of intermediate filament depolymerization. Bases 1411 to 6219 code for a protein of 1602 amino acids.
UUGGCUUGGGGACCCCCUGAAGAGAGUUUGGGGUGAGCUUCCCGCGAGUAAUGGUAACCUUGGUGGCUGGUCUGGAGCCUCUAGUCACCCCCAGAGACAUUGCCAGUUCCUGAAGGCCAAAUUGCCUUCAGUUCUACUGUUUGUGUACUAAUUAAAAUCUUUAUAGCCUUCCCCCGCAACACACACACACACACACACAUCAAAAAUCCUUCUGAGGGCACGGGGUUAACCCAAAGGUGCUUUUUCAAGAGGCAACUGGCCUUUCUUGUUUUUCUUUGAAGAUCUUUCGCUUCUCAUCCAAGAAGCUUCUUCAGUUCUGACUGAAUGGCAGGGACUGGAGGCUCCAUGGGACCAUCACCCUCAUCACCAGUCCCUGCCCCAUCAUCAAGCUGCCUUCGCCCCAUCAUUUGCAAAGGGGGAGGGUUUCUGCUCUCCGGCCCCAUAGCUAGAAACAUCUUAGAGGCUGGGUUUGCACAGAACCCGCCAUCAGUCCGGUCCCAAAGGGAAAGGGGAGACUCUGGAGCGGCAGGGGCCCCCCAAGAGCCCGGGGUGGCCACCUGACCUCCGCCCUUGGCCCUUCUGUCCACCAGAUGGCGCCCGUGCACUCUUUGGGGAGGCUGCAUUUCCUUUCAAGGGCAGGGGGUGUCUCUUCUAUGGCAUCCCAGACAGCCUGGUCCCCCUUUGGAACAGCCUGCUUCCCCCAACUCCUCAUCCACCCCCCCCCUCCACAACACCCCUUUGGCCUCUCUCCAAAAAGUUGCCUUUCUGACCGGAAGCAAUAAUGUAUGUGGGGUGCACAGAACAGAGACUCCCCUAAAUGAUGCCAUACGUGAAUUUGGCGAGAAAGGAAAAGAGCCCCCCCCCCCAAGCCUGCCUGGGACCCAGCUCAUCCCAGCCGUCUGGGGGCCUCGCUCUCUUUUGCCCUUUGGGCAUCUUCUGCCCCACACGUUUUAGAGCCCCUCCCUCCUGUGGGCAUUGUUUGCUCCCGAGGCACAUGGGGGUGUGGAUUCAGGGAGAAAUUGGGGAGUAGCAGGGGAGGGGGAGAGAGAGAGAAGAGGAGGCAACUUGGGGAGCCCCCCUACCAGGGAGAUCCUGAGGAGCCUCUUGAUUUCUGGGGGGGCACCCCAGCCAGAGGGGAACAGCUGCUGAGGAGGCAUCCGCACGACUUCUUUCCUCCCACCCAGCUUCUCCAGGAAUGCCGCUCUUCUCCGGCGAGGGGGGGAGGAAGGAGGGGUGUUAAGCCCAGCCUCCUUGGCCAGGAGCCUCCUCUCCCUAUGAAUAGUGGUGCGGAGCUGCCUAGCCCUCGUUCAGCAGCAGCAGCAGCAGCAGCAGCAGCAGCAGCCGGUCUCUCUCUCUCUCCCUCUCUCUCUUUCUCUCGGCUGGACUCUGCCUCCGAAAGGCGCCUGGAAGAUGGAGAGCUUCCGUGGCUGCUCCUCGCGGCCCUUGGGAGAGGACUCCCUCCAGAUGUGGGACCUCAACAAGCGUCUGGAGGCCUACCUGGCCAGGGUGAAGUUCCUGGAAGAGGAGAAUGAGCUGCUGAAAGCCGAGAUCCAAGGCCUGAAGGGGGGCUCGGUGGAGACCCCCUGGAGGGCCAAGUAUGAAGCGGAGGUGGCCGCGCUCCGGGCCGCCCUGGACCGAGCCUAUCAGGAGAAGUGCGUGGCAGAGCUGGCCAGGGACUCUCUCCACGAGGAGGCCCGGCGGGUGAGGAGCCACUGCCAGAGGGAGAGGGCAGCGCAGGAGGAGGCCAAGAGGCUCCUGUCCCUCGACAAGAAGGAGAUGGAGGAGGAGAAGCGGGCCCACAUUUGGCUGAGGGAGAAGGCCACCCAGCUGGAGACAGAGAUGGAAGACUUGGUGGAGGCCCACCAAGAGGAGCUGCUGAGGCUGGACCAGGAGAUCAACAGCUUCUCCCAGAGCCUGGACGGCUUCCGGGCGGUGCCUGUCUGCUUCCAGCCAGUGGAAGUGGAAGACUACGCCAAGAGGCUCUCCAACAUCUGGAAAGGGGCGGUGGAGACCUACAAGACAGAGGUCUCACAGCUGGAGGCUUCCCUCUGCGAAGCCAAGGAGAACCUCUGGAAGGCCACCGAACGCAACCGGCAGAACCAGCUGCAGCUGCAACAGCUGGAGAAGGAGCUGGCCAGCCUCCAGGGCCGGAAGAAGACUUUGGAAGAGAGCCUCUCCCAGCAGUGGGCUCAGCAGCAGGGCGACGCUGAGAAGUUGCAGAUGGCCAUGGAGGCGCUGGAGGAGGAGAAGCAGUCGCUGCGUGGCCAGAUCGCCCAGGUGCUGGAGGACCGGCAGCAGCUCAUGCACCUGAAGAUGUCGCUCAGCCUCGAAGUGGCCACCUACAGGACCCUCUUGGAAGCCGAGAGCGCCAGGCUGCAGCUGCCAGCCACGGAUCUGCAGUUGGCCAGGGGGCUCAGAGAUGCGACAAUAACCGAGUCAACUCACGUCAGGCUGCCAGGGCCGUCGAUGGAUGGGGGCCGCUCGGGGAGCUGGGAUGUCCGCCCCAGCCCUGCCGCCUUCCCAAAGCUUCGGGGGUUCCACAGCAAAGUCGAGUCGGCCUCCUGGGGGACAAAGAGCCUGAGCUCCGCGGCCAGAGAGUUCCAAAAGGCCAACGCCUCCCUGCGGCACUCUCAGGCCACCCGAAGCGCCGACGGGCUGCUGCUGCCGCCAAAGGAGACCUCUGCCUUUCGGCUGGACGCCUCCCAGCACAGCCAGAGGGUGACGGUCACCCAGCUGGAGAGCCUGGCCCAGUCCGUCUUCUGCACACAGCCCCCUCUGACUUUCAACUCCCUGGAGCUGGAAGAGGCUUCGGGAAGGUCCCCUGAGAGCCUGGAUCAAGGAGAGGAGAGCAAAAGGGGAGCAGAGAGGGAGGCCGAAGGUAGAGGAGGGGAGGAAGGAAAAGCCUCUGGAGAAAAGGAGACAGAGGAAGAAGAGGAGGAGGAAGAAGAGACACGGCUCCGCCAUGAGCCACCAGCCGAGAGGGAAGUCCUGAAUGGGCCUUUUCUGAGCCAGAUGGUUACUGAAGCUGUAGAAACUGCGAUCCAGGAAGUGAUCCCCAAAGAAACCCACCUUGAAUCCAGCUUGCUCAAGGCGGUCAAAAGCCAAACAGACGUUUCUUCUGACCGCGUUUCAUCCCUGGAAGAGGAGAACAAGGACACCCUUCCCCCGACUCGUACCGAGGGGCUGGAGGAGGCCCAGGAAGAUCACAUGGGGGAGAGCCAGCCCACCGAUCUCCUGGAGGACCUCCAGGUCUGUGAAGACUUUGCAGAGGUCAACGGUGGCCAGGAAGCCUGGGCUGAGCUGCAAGGGCCGGAGGAGGCUUGGCAGGCCCUGGAGGCAGAGGCCCCCUGGGCCCUGGGAGCAGGACCGCCGAGGGUAGAGAGGACAGAAGAAGGCGGGGCUGUUCUGGUCCCUGAAGACCAGGAGGGGGACGAAGAGAGGGGGUCUCCGGAAUGGAAGGAGGGCGAGGCGGAUGAGGAGCUGCCUGCCUUACUGGGGAUGACGCUGGGGAAUCUGUUGGGAGAAGCACCCAGGAACUCAGAAUUUGCCACAGAGGCCCCUGCAAAGGUGAGCGGCAACCAGGAAGGCUGGGAGCUUGACAGCCCCCCCUCUGACGUCCCCGAGGGAGCCCCAGAAGUGAAGCCAGAGGAGGUCCAUGGAGGGACAGAAGAGGUGGAGAUGGUCAGCCCAGAAGACCUUCUCUCUGAGCGAAGGGAAGAGCCCCAGAGUCCCACCAGGGAAGGCGAACCGUGCAAUCUGCAGGCCGGGCUGUUUGAGAGGGAGCACCUGGAGGUGGAAGGCAGCCCAGCUGAGGAGGACCCGUCAUCCGCCAUCCUUACAGCAUCGUCUGCAGGUGAACACCAGGCAGCUCUCUUCCCGGAGGGGGAGCAGGAGAGCGUGGAGAGCCACGAAGAGCUUCUUCACGAGGCCGAUUCUGCUCCGCCAGAGGAAGAGAACCAGCCGAAGGAUCUGGACUCCGAGCUCUUCUGCACGGAAGGUGACCGGCCCAGAAGCUCAGGUUCUGCCCUAGAUGAAGAUGGCAUCUCGGCAGAUGAGCCAGAGAGGGUCGAGAGCAGGGAAGCCGCAGAAGAGGAGGAAGGGGAUGUCGUCAGAUCUCUUCCCACAGAAGAUACGGGAGACGAAGGAACAAUGGAGACAGAAGGGCCCCUGGAUGGGGAGGCACCCAAGAGUACCUGGGAAGUGGGGGUGGCAAGCCUCCAGGCGCAGGAGACGCUGCAAGAGGAGCAAAGAACGGAGGUGCCUGAAGAGCAGCCGCCGGAGGAACAGGAAGAAGGAGGAAGAGAAGGAGGAGGAGGGUUCUCAGGGACCCCAUUGCAAGCUGAAGGGAGCAACGUGGAGGAAAGAGGCUCAGAGACCAUCUCUGGAGUGUCGGAAACAGAAGACAUCAUGGAUGCCCUGGAGAUGGAAGAGGUCCGUGGGGCUGUUGUGGCAGGAAAGUUGCUGCCGAAGGAGGAAAAUGCCCCCGAGGGCUCUGAAGACAGAGAAUUGGGGCUGGACUCUCCCCAGGCAGGAGAGCCACCAGCCGAGGCAGAAGGUCCCUCCACGGAAGAGACCACCUGCCCAGAAGAAGUCCAAGGCUCCCCCCCAGAGGCCGAGUCACUUGCGGAGGACUCCGUUUUCCGGGGGGAGGAUUCGGGGUCCGAGGACACCUCCAAACAUUUAGAAAUUCUCCCAGAUUUCCAGAGGGAGAGAGCUGGGGCUGGAGAGGAGACGUUGCCAGCCCCCCUGGCUUUGGACAAUGGGCUGACCGUGCCCGAGACUCCACCCAUUCCUUCCUUGGGGAGAGAAGAGACGCCUCCUUUGGCCCCAGAGGCCGAGGCCCCCCUUUCAGGAGAAGACGCCGCAAGCGUCAAGGUGGAUGGAGUGGAGGAAGGCGCUCCGAAGGGAGAAAGCGGCCACAGUCCACAGGCUCUCCCUGAGGAAGUCGGGCCCUGCUCAGAAGAGCUGCUGGCCGCAGAGGGUCCGGCAGAAGCCAGGGUCCAAAGAUCACCGCUCACAGGAGAGGAUGAGGAUCAGGGUCCUGGGGAGUCCGGGGUCCCCGGAGAGGAUGAGCGGGAAGAACUGGAGGGGGCCCCUGGCCGAGAGCCUGAGGAAGACCCCUGGCAGGAGAGCGAGGUGGCCAGAGGGCCAGCGGUCCCCAAGGAAGAGAUGGAUGCAGAACUUCCUUUGGGGCCAGGAGAGCCCGGUGGGUUCCCAGCAGAUGGGUUAGACGCCCGCUAUAGCCAGCAUGAGGAAGAGGAGGAGGAGGGGCCCUUGGAAUUUAGCGACCCAGAGGCUACAGUUGUGGCCCCUGCAAAGGUUUCACCCCUGACCAGUGUGGCUCAUUUGGAAGAAAUAGUGCUGGAAGGUGAGAGCUCUCUGCCUGGCCCAAGGGGGGCUGUGGAGUCUGAUCUGCUGGAAUCCGGUGAGGACGAAGGUUUCCUUGUCUUGGACCCAGAAGAUCUGAUCCAGCAGAAAACUCUGACCGUGGAAGGUCCCCCAGGAAGUGGCGUCCCUGAGACAUUCCCAGAGGACGUGGUGGGCCUUUCUCUAGACAGCCAGAGAGACCCCAAUAUUCUGGAAAUUGUAGAACAAGCUCUGGAGUUUAACCAAGAGUUGAUGAAGGCAGCGGAGGAAGAGCUGGGAGGCCUGGGCUCCCCAGAAGAGAGGUCCCCCUAUGCCCCCCCUGCAGGUCGGGACCGGGGGCUACCCCGGCUUUCCCCAGAGGCUCCAGAAGGCUCAUCUCCCGUCCCGAGGGAAGCCCACCUGUCGCUGGAGAGCCAGGCGAACGGGCUUCAGGAGGAAGCAAGCCUGGAAGACUUCCCAAGCGAACUUCUCAACGGCCUCGGGCAGGAGGAGACGGACCCUCCUGGAGAUGAUGGCUUCGUCAAAAGGGUGACUAUCACCCCACAGUUCUGCACAGAAGGCCACUUCCCCAUGGCAGAGACCCUAAGCCAGAGUCCCCCCCCAAUCCCAGGCUGUGAAGAAGGGCUUAGAAGCGGAGGCAUCAGCCCUGAAGGUCUUGAAAAGGUCUCCCUGGAUCUGGAAGGCCAGGAGGCUCUAGAGGAGAACCUCCUGGAGCAGAAGAGCUGUGGGAAAGGAGGCAAGGAAACCAAGCUGGAGCCCAGGCCCUUCCUGUUCGGGGACGAUAUUCGGCACCAACCCUUGGAAUUCCAUCCGGAAGGGGAUCUGGACCUCCAGCCCUCGGAAGACCACUGAAAGGUCCCCUUUCGGCCACUCAUCCCAGCCAGUGAGAACCAGUGUGAUUCCUGCUAAAGGCACCCCAUCUGUUCCAGUUCCACAAACUUUCCUUUUUUUCCAGCUGCCUUCCUUCCUUCCUUCCUUCCUUCCUUCCUUCCUUCCUUCCUUCCUUCCUUCCUUCCUUCCUUCCCUCCCUCCCUUCCUCUCUCCAAAGCCUGAGAGAGACCCCCACUGACAGUCAAAAGCUUGGUUAGGCAACGUUUGCAGCCCUUUAACAUUUUCCUGAUAGGCUUUUUUUUUUUUAAUCCCUCUUUUUUAAAAGAAAGAAAGGCACUCAAGUUGAAUUUCUCACAGCUUUUGUCUUCACCUUAACUGUAACCAGCAAUUUGGCAAAAUUGUUUUGUUUUUUUUAAAAAAGAAAAUGUUAUGUUUCAUCUGCCUCUAGUUGUGCCCAGCAGGAAAAUAUGUUGUUUAGUAAGAUCCAGUCUCACACCCUGUUUUUCUAAGUGAGGCACCCUGAAGUUGUCCAGGCAAACUCUGACAACAUCCCCUCCUCCCCGCCAUUGUCUGGGUCAGAAGGGCUUCUCCUAUAGUGCAGAGUUUCCCAGCCUCUCCACUCCCAGAAUUCCCCAGCAUGCCGACUGCAGAACUCCCAGAAUUCUCCAAUAGAGCAUGUUGGCUGGGAAGGUCUUCUGGGAGUCGGAGUCCACCUAUCUUACAGUUCCUGAGGCUGAGACACACUGACCUAGAGGGAGAUUUUUUUUUUUCAAAUAGUGACUCCUGUAACUUUCUAGUGUGCCUUACUUGAAUACGUGGAACAAAGCUCUGGAUUUUCAGUAUAAAUGUGAUUUGAUGCUGCUCCCUUCUCGUCCCCUUCUUCUCUCCUUGGUUUCCCAGGAAUCCAUUUUCCUGUUAUCCACUCUCAUUUAUCUAUGUGUGUGUGUGGGGGGGGGGUUGUCAGGAUACUCAUGUUGGCAAAGGUGCCUCUGCUUUUGAAUGGGACCGAUCUAACAACCCUGCUAGAAAUAUCCAGUUGUUCCUUUGCUUUUAAGAGGGAGAAGAAAAGUCACAACUCUUGAAAGCCCCUGGCAAUCUGCUGCUAAGUAUUUGGCCAGCCUGGGUUGGGCCCCGGGAACUGGGGAUUUGUAUUUGGCCACGCCAGGGCCAGGCUCUUGGUUAGCAUCGGAUAUUUCCAAUCUUACUUUCCCAGCAUCCUCUGGGGAAGAAGAUAAUUAAGAGAGCAAUCCCCCAAUCCUGUAGCUGGCCCAGGCAGCGUUUUGGUCCCAUGGAAUAAACUCAAAACCAGCGAGUUUCUGCCAGCCUCAUUUUAUCUGCCCAGUUCACAGAAGCUAGCAAAGUGGAAGCAGAAAUUUCCCCAAGCAUGGCUUGAUUUCGCCUCCCCUCUUUUGAACAAGGAUCAGCACCGAUCCAAGCCCAGCCUUAGAACGUGGGCAGAGUUCUCCAGAGGAGAGCUGAGGAUGGGGAGCGAGAGGAAUGUUCUAGAAACAGGUUCCGGUGCCUAUUUUUGUCUCGCACUUCAGUGCCUUCUACGAUAAAGCCACGAUGAUAAAACAUCGGAGCUCCACCUGGUGCCUCCGAGACACUAAUAAAGCAAUUGGUUUCUUACCCUGUACAAA